Molecule: messenger RNA, 336 nt
Organism: Penicillium manginii
Lineage: Eukaryota; Fungi; Ascomycota; Eurotiomycetes; Eurotiales; Aspergillaceae
Exons: 1
Coding region: 1-336 (111 amino acids)
Source: RefSeq, a predicted model, not a curated record
AUGAGACUCUCAGCAUUUCCAUUGGCGGGACUCCUGUUUCUGGGCAGUCUGGUCACAGCCACAACAGACCCUCUGAACUACCGAAACAUCGCCGGCUACGUGGCUUCCAACACCUCAAGCGCGACCACCGCUCUAGCUCUAAUCAAGUCCCGACCGGAGUUGAGCACCUUGGGCCAGAAGGUCGAAGAACUCGGAGGGUUCGCUCAAGCGUUUGACACCGAUACGAAUUGGAAAUUCACCUUCUUCGCCCCGAAUAAUGAUGCUUUUGAAAGCUAUACUGGGGCAUACUUUGACACAUUUGAAAUAGCUCCGUAUGUCAGACAAGCAUCGAUUUAA